Gracilinanus agilis (Agile Gracile Mouse Opossum) is the source of this 1266-nucleotide messenger RNA. Its product is annotated as zinc finger protein 79-like. Gene Ontology annotation, molecular function: DNA-binding transcription repressor activity, RNA polymerase II-specific. The transcript is spliced from 3 exons. Gene Ontology annotation, biological process: negative regulation of transcription by RNA polymerase II. Bases 1 to 1266 code for a protein of 421 amino acids. Lineage: Eukaryota; Metazoa; Chordata; Mammalia; Didelphimorphia; Didelphidae. The record is from RefSeq and is a predicted model, not a curated record.
AUGGGAAGAGCUGCGCGGCUUAGCUGGAGCCCCGGGAGCCCCUCCGGCCUAUCCGGGGGGCCUCCAUUCCGGGCAGUUUGGCCCGCUCUGUUCCCCGCCGAGCCUCCCGUUCAGAGCGGCCUAGGAUUAGGCUGGACUCUCUGCCCUGAGGGCCUGGCCAGGGCCUUUGCCAGCCUGCCUCAAUCAAUCCCUGCAGCCAGCCUCCUGCCCAGGGAGAGUAGAGGAAGAGCUCUUCCCCCUGGAGGAUCCCUGUCCCUGCCCAGUUCAGCCUGCAGAGCACCAAGGCCUGGAGCCAGAGGGAAUGGCCCCUGGGAGCCCCAGCCCGCCAGCCCAGGACGAGGAGAAGCCGCACAGAUACAAGCAUCAGAGGGACCAAGAAACUCCUGUCCAGAGAUGAAGUUUAAAGUGAAGGAGAUGGGAGCAGAGUUGAGCAUCUUUGCAGUAGACUCUCACCAGGAAAGAUCCACAGAUCAUGCUCCUUGUGACUUCAGUUUGAGAGAACAAUAUGACUCUGAUAUCAAGGUAGAGAGAUAUCCAGAGAGUUACUAUGAAUUUGAUGAAGAUGGAAAGAGUGUCAGGCAAUAUUCAUUUCUGAUUCAGUGUAAGAAAAUGGUCCCAGGGAAGGACUGUUCUCAGUAUGCCAAAUAUAGAGAAUCCUCCAAUGAACAGCUAGAGCUUAUUGAGUCUCAUGAGAAACCUCCCCAAGUAGAAGCCUAUCAAUGUACUCACUAUGAGAUGGUCUUCAGCCCCAGCUCAGAGCUCAUUCAGCAUCAAAAAAGUCAUACUAGAGGAAUUCUCUAUAUAAGUAAUGAAAAUGGGAAGAUGACCCCAAAGCCAAAGUUCACUGCUCUACAGAUACUUCACACCAGAAAGGAAGCUCCUGAAUGUAAUGAGUGUGGAACAACCUGCAGUGAUCAUUCAUCUCUUACUGACCACCCUCAGUUUCAUAGUGCAAAGAAACCUAGUGUGUGUGAUCAGAGUAGGAAUCCGUUUGGUUGGGACUCAGAGCUUCUUAAACACCCAGAGAUUUGUACUAGUGAUGAUCUUCAUAAAUGUAAUGAAUGUGGAAUGGCCUUUAGCUACUUGUCACAUCUUAUGGACCAUCAGAGAACCCACAAUAGAGAGAAACUUUAUGAAUGUAAUCAAUGUCAAAAGGCUUUCAGCAGUAUCCUCAGUCUUAGCUCAAAAAAAUCCAACAACCCCAAAACCAUGAGAUCUGCAAACUUAGACAUCCCCACUCCAAAUGCUUAUAUGUUCUUUUUCUGA